This is a messenger RNA of Phyllopteryx taeniolatus (common seadragon), 2240 nucleotides long. RefSeq names its product potassium large conductance calcium-activated channel, subfamily M, beta member 2a (gene kcnmb2a). Gene Ontology annotation, biological process: detection of calcium ion; potassium ion transport. NCBI's taxonomy places the organism in Eukaryota, Metazoa, Chordata, Actinopteri, Syngnathiformes, Syngnathidae. Bases 953 to 1660 code for a protein of 235 amino acids. The transcript has 5 exons. Gene Ontology annotation, molecular function: potassium channel regulator activity; calcium-activated potassium channel activity. The record is from RefSeq and is a predicted model, not a curated record. Gene Ontology annotation, cellular component: voltage-gated potassium channel complex; membrane.
CUUAAAAUUGAAUUUGAAUCCAAAUGGUACACAUCUUAUUUAAUUCUGCCAGGGUAUGUAAACAUAUGUGUACAACUGUAUAGAAUUUUGUUCAAUUCAUGUUAAAAAUUUAUUUCAUGAAAAAAGAAGACGUGAUAAAGUAAGGAACAUUUUAAAUGUUGGUACCAAUUUAAAGAACUCAUCCAUUUAGUAUGGAACAUAGACGCAUUUUGUUUGUUUUAGUGGGCCACAGAAAAUGAAGCUGAGGGCAGGAUCUGGUCCCUGGGAGGAUUUCAGUUUGAGACAUACAGUAUACUGUACACAUGAAAUCUAUUGUCGGUGUUGGGUGGAAACUUCGUAUGUCCAAAUAUUGUCAACGUCACAUUUUUCACAGAUCGAUACUAUUGAUCUGUCCCCACGUAGUCUUCUUAAUUUUAUGCAUCAUUAACCAAUUUAAAGAUUGAGAACAAUAACUCUUGAACGUUUGUCUGAGAAGUAUUGUAUAACUGCCUCUUCCCACACGCUGCAGUCGCUGUGUGGCAUUAUGCCACCUCAUAAAUGCUUUUUGUCUCAAACAGGAGGGCAUUUUUUUUAUUUCCUGGAAAGUAGUAGAAUUGGAGAUGCGAAUAUUCCACCCAACAGUGACCCUAUGAAAGUAAAUAAGUCCCUCACAUUAUUCCAAAAAAAUUGAUCAGAACUAAUUACUCACAGUGCCUCUUAUUCAUUAACAGCUACUAUAUCAAGGACUGUGACUUGUAUGCAACCAAAACCAGACAUACAGCUUUGAAAAUUGUGUUUUACGUCCAUGGUAGGAGCUGCAGAGAGAAAAAGGAUCCCCAUGCAAGGUGUUGUUGUUUUGCCAAGCAAGGACCCAAUGAAUUUGUGUUGACAGCAUUCAUGAUCCAGUGGGUCUUUCCAGCAAUCUCCUUGUUCCAUUUCAGUGAGUAAAGGAGGACAAGGGUCAUCAAGAAAGAUGUUCUUUGUGGCCGGGGCCAAAAAUACAGCAUCAAGUGGCGUAAAUGAAAGGAGGUUAAUUUAUCAGAAAUUCCGUGAGGUAGAUUUACUGGACAAGAAAAAGACAGUGACAGCGCUCAAGCCCGGUGAAGAUCGAGCUAUUCUCCUGGGUCUUGGAAUGAUCCUCUCCUCCGUCAUGAUGUACUUUGUGCUUGGGAUCACUAUAUUACGCUCAUAUGCAGAAAGUGCGUGGACAGAAGAGGGUCUGUGUAUUGUUCUCAACUCCACCAUCACAGCAGACAUUAACUGUUCCUACAACUGUGGCUCAGACUGCUGGAGAGUCUCCAAAUACCCCUGUCUGCAGGUCUAUGUGAACGUCAAUAACACAGGCCGCAUCAGUCGAUUAUCUCACAAUGAAGAGACACAGGAUGCCAGCUUGGAAUGUUUCUAUGUGCCGAGAUGCCAGAAGGACAGCGCCCAAAUGUACACCAUGAUCAUGAACAUCUCUGAGCGUCUGAAGGCCAACCAGCAGGUUCCCUGCUACUAUGACCCCAGCGAGCAGCAGGAGACAGUUCUUCUGACUCGGCUCUACGACCACAGCGUCGUCUUCCACUCGCUGAUGUGGCCCUCGUGCAUGUUUGUUGGAGGGGCCCUCAUAAUUGUGAUGGUCAAACUCACACAGUACCUCUCCAGGUUGUGCGUAGAAAUCGGGAAGAUCAAGAGGUGAAGCGGUUUUCAAAGCUACCUGACAUCAAAAGCAAAGGGACACUUUUAACCAAAUGACCAUUCUGGGACCUGUUGCAUUUGAGGUAGCUGACUCGCUCAAGAUUGAGGAUGCGACUGAAUGAAUGUUUCCAAAGAGGAAAGCGCCAGUGGGUCAUAAUAACACUAUAAACAUGACUAUUUAGAAACUGUUUACAUGUUUUCUACCUGCAAUGUGAAAUAAAUUUGCAUUAGAGGGACAAUACAAGCUUAUCUACAAUAUAUACAAGAUUCUGUUUUUUUUUUCACAAGAGAAAUGUUAUUUUGACACCUUUCUCAAACUUCUGUGUUUCUGAAUCAUGUGCCCUCCAUUAUACCAGUGACCAAAACAAACAGUAGGUCCCUCCAGUCUUUCAUAACAUGAGGAACACCAUUUUAUUACUUUCCACUUCUGUUUUAUUUAAAAUGCUAUGCAUUUUCUCUUAGAACGAAAUUCCUUUUUGUAUGCAGCGUUAUAAUGUCAGCUGGAAUGAUAAAUACUUGAAUAGUUUCAGAGGACAAGGGGGGGUCCAGAUUUAUUGUAAAAAAAAAAUUCUAGGUUUCUC